Messenger RNA from Talpa occidentalis (Iberian mole), 1558 nucleotides. It is a transcript of the gene RXYLT1, whose product is annotated as ribitol xylosyltransferase 1. Lineage: Eukaryota; Metazoa; Chordata; Mammalia; Eulipotyphla; Talpidae. Gene Ontology annotation, molecular function: ribitol beta-1,4-xylosyltransferase activity. The record is from RefSeq and is a predicted model, not a curated record. Bases 1 to 1338 code for a protein of 445 amino acids. The transcript has 6 exons. Gene Ontology annotation, biological process: protein O-linked glycosylation via mannose. Gene Ontology annotation, cellular component: Golgi apparatus.
AUGCGGCUGACGCGGCGGCGGCUGUGCUCGCUGCUCGCCGCGCUGUACUGCCUCUUCUCGCUCUACGCCGCCUACCGCGUCUUCCUCGGGCACGGCCGCCGGGCGCCCCCCGCGUCUCCGCGCGGCCCGAGGGCGGGCGCGUUCCCGGCGCGGGAGCGGGAGCUGGCGCGGCGCGGCCGAGGACAGUCCACGCUGGGCGGGGAAGAAUGGAACCCUUGGGAAGGCGACGAGAAAAAUGAGCAACAACACCGGUUUAAGACUAGUCUCCAUAUAAAUAAGUCCACGAGAGGAAAACCGGACUUGCGCGUGCAGAUCUGGGGCAAAGCUGCCAUCGGUUUGUAUCUCUGGGAGCAUAUUUUUGAAGGUGUUCUUGAUCCUGCUGAUGUGAGCGCUCAGUGGAGAGAGGGAAAUUCAGUUGUAGGAAGAACACAUUACAGUUUCAUCACAGGCCCUGCUGUGGCCCCGGGAUACUUCUCCAUUGACGUGGACAACGUGGUUCUCGUGUUAAAUGGACGAGAGAAAGCAAAGGUCUUUUAUGCCACCCAGUGGCUGCUUUAUGUACAAAAUUUAGUACAAACUCAAAAACUGCAGCAUGUUGCUGUUGUUUUGCUUGGAAAUGAACAGUGUAAUAAUGAAUGGAUAAGCCAGUUCCUCCAAAGAAACGGAGGCUUUGUGGAGCUGCUUUUCCUCAUAUACGACAGCCCCUGGGUUAACGGCGUGGAUGUUUUCCAGUGGCCGCUAGGAGUAGCCACCUACAGAAAUUUUCCGGUGGUGGAAGCAAGUUGGGCAAUGCUCUAUAAUGAAAGACCAUACGUAUGCAAUUUCCUAGGAACCGUUUAUGAAAAUUCAUCCAGACAAGCACUGAUGAACAUUUUGAAAAAAUACCAGAAUGAUAAACUUUGUUGGGUUUCACCAAGAGAACAGUGGCAGCCUCAGGAGACAAACGAAAGCCUGAAGAACUAUCAAGACGCGUUGCUGCAGAGCGACCUCACGCUGUGCCCCGCGGGCGUGAACACGGAGUGCUACCGGAUCUACGAGGCCUGCUCCUGCGGCUCCGUCCCGGUGGUGGAGGACGCCAUGACCGCAGGCAGCUGCGGAAACACGUCUGUGUCCCACAGCGCGCCCCUGAGGUUGCUCAAGGCCAUGGGCGCCCCCUUUAUCUUUAUUAAAAACUGGAAGGAACUUCCUGCUAUUUUAGAAAAAGAAAAAACUAUAAUUUUACAAGAAAAGAUUCAAAGAAGAAAAAUGUUACUUCAUUGGUAUCAGUACUUUAAAACAGAGCUUAAAAUGAGGUUUGCCAGUAUUUUAGAAAGUUCAUUUUUAAUGACCAAGAAUUAACUGUUAAUUCUUUUAGAGCAAAGAUCUGAUUUUUUAAAGCACUACUAAUACUGUACAGAGGGUGUGUGUGUGGGGGCGUGUGUGUGUAUGUGUGUAGAUGCUCUUUGAGGUGCCCUCAGGGGCCCGGGGUUGUGUCCUGUCAUGCUGUCCCUGUGCUUCCUUACCCGACAGCCACUUCAGAAAAUAAAAUGUUUCUCCGCUCACUUCUGCAAGGUGACUG